AUGGCUCGAGCUGAUCAAAAGUUAAGAUCUACAGGCCGAGAUGUCUUUGUCAAUUUCAAACCCAAAUCUACUGACAAGCCUAUUCUUGAGGACACGGCACAAGAAAUCGCCUCACAGAACUCCCGUUCGGUCGAAGAUGCCGUACCAACGACCCGCUUUCAAUUCAUUGAUAAUACUUCUGCUUCCUCCUUGUCUGGCAAUUCAACACAGGUUCGUCGACAUGUGAUGAAAGAGUUCAUGCGCCAAAAGCGAUGGCAGGAUAAGAAGCGUCAAGAGAAUCCUCCAAAAGAGUCUGGUUCGACGUUGAGGAGGCCCGCUCGGAAGAUCAAAGCUCGAGGAAAAGCACAUCAAUCCGAAUCAACAGCCUCAUCAGGAGCGUCCUCUCCCAGCGUAUCCGGCACCGGUUCACUGGACGAGUGCCAGACUCAGCCCAAUGCUGUCCAUAAUUCGGCAUAUUUAGCCUGGAGUAAUGAUCAAGUCGAAGAGAUUGAACGAAAUGUCACCAUCCCCGGGCAAGCUGAGAAAGGCCACCCAGAUUUCUUCUUCUUGGAACCAUCUGCUUUUGCCAAAUUAGCAGAUAUCUCCUCAAGUGAAUCCUCCCGGACAAGGAGCAUAAGUUCCUGUGAUUCGUUCUCUACUGCUGGUAGCCUGAUGUCCAGUGAGUCUUUGCAUGUUUAUGUCAGCCCGGACCCACAAUCUGUUUUAAGUGCUGCUCGUACCGAUCCUUUCGACUGCCUACCGAUGAAGCUCAACCAACAAGACAAGGAACUCUUUGAUUUCUACGCCAAUGUCAUGCCAGCUUGUUCUUAUGGAUUCGAGAGGCGCUCGCCGCACGCCCACAAUUGGUAUCUCUCCGUGUUCAUUCCCGAAGCCAUGAAAGGAGCUGUAUGCUUCCAGAACACCAUCCUUGUCCAUGCGGCGAACACUCAGGCAUGGGUGAAAGGCUUGACUGAAACGCCUGCCUCAAUCGAGCAUCGCGCUCGAGCAUCGCAAUUACUCUUACAACAUUUUCAGAGCUCUCCCACCGAUACGUCUGACGCCUCCAUUUCGGCAACACUUUCUGCCGCUGCCCUAGAAGACUUUGACCCACGCAUCCAGCGACGCGAAUAUGCAUGGAUGCAUUUUCGUGCAGCUGUGCAGAAGAUACGCGACCGGGGUGGCCCAUCUGUGCUUGUCCAGCACAACCGGCUUCAGAUGCUGAUUAAUUGGUCAGAUUACAUAUUAUCUGGGUACAGUUCCAACGGACCAACAUUCUAUUUUCAUCACGAUCCUACCGCCAUGCCGUCUCAUCCACUCGAGGCACAGCAGAUAGCGGUGCAAGAAAUAGAAGAACAGUGUGAAGAGUUUAUCAAAUUUCUCCGAUGCACUGAGCAAUUAGCCUUUGUUCAGGCCCAAAUUCGGAAAACGCCAAUUGCCGUUGAACAACCAAUGAGAUAUACCGCUUUCAUACCCGGCCAGCCUCUGGAACGAUUACUGGCAAGUCCUCCUGGUCUUAGGUACACCGAAACAGGCCAACUGAAGCAAAUCAUUUCGCGGUUGGCAUCUCUGCUGACAAUCAACACUGCCAUCUGGGAAUACCGACAUUCGACAGACAUAAGCGAGGAAUUCUUCCGAGAGCUUAUCGAGAACGUCAAAUACAAUGAAUUGGACGUGCACCUUUCUGUCGAAGCCCUGAUUCAAAUCUUGCUUAGCGGCAGCAAGAACCCUGCUCUGCUUGACACUGAAAGGCCAUGGUUCGUUGGUCGCAUGCUGAAAGUCGCAAAGCGACUGAAAGAAACUUCUUUUCAAAAGCUGAACAACGUGCUGCUAAGCCAUCUCACAUUGGGCUCUGACCUGCACCCAGUGAUGAAUGAUUGGGAAAAUGACCUGCGGCUAGAAAUCCUCGGAGCCCCACUGACCAGUCACGUUCUACCUCUAAUGCAGUCCUCCCCGCCGAAGGUGUCAUGCUAA
This is a messenger RNA of Endocarpon pusillum Z07020, 1950 nucleotides long. RefSeq lists its product as uncharacterized. The transcript has a single exon. Bases 1 to 1950 code for a protein of 649 amino acids. Lineage: Eukaryota; Fungi; Ascomycota; Eurotiomycetes; Verrucariales; Verrucariaceae. The record is from RefSeq and is a predicted model, not a curated record.